Andrographis paniculata is the source of this 2544-nucleotide messenger RNA. RefSeq names its product protein trichome birefringence-like 14. The record is from RefSeq and is a predicted model, not a curated record. Gene Ontology annotation, cellular component: Golgi apparatus. The transcript is spliced from 7 exons. Bases 401 to 1984 code for a protein of 527 amino acids. NCBI's taxonomy places the organism in Eukaryota, Viridiplantae, Streptophyta, Magnoliopsida, Lamiales, Acanthaceae. Gene Ontology annotation, molecular function: acetyltransferase activity. Gene Ontology annotation, biological process: plant-type secondary cell wall biogenesis; xyloglucan metabolic process; xylan biosynthetic process.
CAGAGUGCUCGAAUCCAACGAAAUGCAGUAGAGAUUUGUUAAACGAUUCGGUGUCGGAGACACCUAGCGCGUUACGCAAACAGGGUGGAAUUUCUCCCGAACCAUUUUUGUACAAGCGCCUCGAUCCAUCCACAUUCUCAACAACUUCAACAAUUUUGACAGAUCUGCCUGCAUUUGGCAAUUCAAGGUGUUCUUGUCAAACACCAGAAAUGAUCUUGUGAGAGUAGCUGAAAGUCUUCUAUUUGAAAUUGUAUUAGUUGGUUUCUUUUCCUAGGGACCCAACUAUUGCUGUAUAUAUUGUGGCAGCCAGUGAAUGUAAAUUCUCAAAUUUUCUCAUCGAAAAAGUGUCUGCAGAAGUUUGUGUUUUAGUAUUUGGUCCCAAGGAGUGUACAUAAAAAGGAUGACGAAGGGAGGACAAUCUAUUAGGUUUUGGGGACGACAGUCUUCAUUCACCAUUGCUGUUAUUUUUAUAACGACUAUAUUUUUGUGGUCCUGGGAGAACAACCCACACCUCGUCAAUCUAUUAUCGAAAGAGGAGCCGUUCAUAAUGAAUACUCCAGGUAAUCUUUUUGCCGAUGAUUCCGUGGAAUCUUCUUUGCUAUUAAAUCCCAAAGAAGAGCUCAAAGAUGAAUAUUCAAUUACUAAAUUGGAAGAAGGUAAAACAGUUGAAGAGGGUGUGCAGCAUUUUGACAAUUCAAACAGUUAUUCUGUGGAACAGAAAGAUGAGAACACGGUUUUGUCUUCCUCUUUGCGGAAUGAAGAUCUUUUUGCAGAUGAUCCUGCCGAAUCUUCAACUUUAUUGAAUUCCAGUGAACAGAGGAAAGAGAAAGAUUCAGUUUCUCAACCAGCAAAAGUUAAAAAAGUUGAUACGAGCACAAUACAUUCUGAAAGUGCCGACAUACAUUCCGAUGGAAUUAAGGAUGAAAGAAGGGGUUCAACCUUGUCUUUGCAGAAAAUUGCUUGUAAUUAUGGGAAAGGAAGAUGGGUCGCAGAUAGUCGAAGGCCUCUGUAUUCUGGCUUUGGCUGUAAGCAGUGGCUAUCCGAUAUGUGGGCAUGUAGACUAACCAAACGCAGCGACUUCUCCUAUGAAAAAUAUCGUUGGCAACCGAGUGAUUGUGAUAUGCCCGAGUUUGAAGGCGCAGAAUUUUUGCGGAAAAUGCAGGACAAGACGCUGGCAUUCAUCGGAGAUUCUCUGGGCCGACAGCAGUUCCAAUCUCUAAUGUGCAUGAUCUCCGGCGGUAAGGACAUGCCGGAAGUUGAGGACAUUGGAGAGAAAUACAGCCUGGCGAAACAGCAAGGAGCCAUCCGACCCGACGGGUGGGCGUAUUGGUUUCCCAAAACCAACACCACUGUUUUAUAUUACUGGUCGGCGAGCCUUUGCGACAUCGAACCGAUCAAUGCCACCAACCCAGCCACCGAAUACGCCAUGCACUUGGAUCGACCACCGUCAUUUUUGAGACAAUUCCUCCCGGGGUUCAACGUCGUGAUUCUCAACACCGGCCAUCAUUGGAAUCGAGGGAAGCUCAACGCAAACCGAUGGGUCAUGUACGCAAACGGAAAACGGGUUGUGGACCGAAAGCUAGCCAUGAUGGGGAAUGCGAAGAAUCACACGCUCUACAGCGUCGCGAGAUGGCUCGACUCGCAGAUUUCCUUGCGCCCCAGUCUCAAAGUCUUCCUCCGUACGAUAUCGCCGAGACAUUUCUCUCACGGAGAAUGGAACACAGGCGGUAGCUGUGACAAUGUAACACCGUUACAGAAGGGGAGCGAAGUUUUUCACGACAGAUCGAGUGAUCCCGUAGUCGAGGAUGCUCUCCGAGGCACCAAAGUAAAGAUUCUCGACAUUACGGCGCUGUCGGAGCUGAGAGACGAAGGGCACAUAUCGAGGUACAGUAUAAAAGCAUCUGACGGGAUCAACGACUGCCUCCAUUGGUGCCUUCCCGGAAUUCCCGAUACAUGGAACGAGCUGGUCUACGCGCAACUUUGAUUUGAUUCCGGAAACUGCCCAUUGUCUGCUCCGGUAGAAGCUGGCGGCGGCGGCGGCGGCGGAUUGCCUGAUCUGCUAACUACUAACGUUAAGCUACAACAGAGGUACAUAUUGUUUGGCUCAAAAUUCAGGUCAGAUUUGUGGAUUUAAUUUGAUGGAGUUCAGCAAUGUGGAUGUGAUUUAUUGAUUUUUUUGAUGAUGAUAUAUAUAUAAAUGCACCAUUGAUUGUCAACACUGCUGUGUAUUAGACUAGACUGCUAAUUUAAAUACUACCCAUUCUAAUUUGAAAAGAAUUACAUAAUUUAGUUCAUAUUUUAAAUUUUCUAAUAUACUAGUAUGAUUUUCUUAAUUUUAAUUACAUUAAUUAAUUAUUUUUAUUUUAAUCUAUACAUUUGUAUUGCAGUGUUAUAUUUUUUAUACUCCCUUCGUCUCACAUACCAUGUCUAGGUUCUGUCUGUCUCAUAUUUCAUGUCACUUUCUCUUUUUUAAAAAUGAUUAUAUACUUAAUCGCAUUUUAAACUUUUUAAGAUUUUUUUAAAAUUUUAAUUAAACUAAUUAGU